This is a messenger RNA of Pararge aegeria (speckled wood butterfly), 1787 nucleotides long. It is a transcript of the gene sqd, whose product is annotated as RNA-binding protein squid. The transcript is spliced from 8 exons. Gene Ontology annotation, molecular function: RNA binding. The coding region runs from base 108 to 1106 and encodes 332 amino acids. NCBI's taxonomy places the organism in Eukaryota, Metazoa, Arthropoda, Insecta, Lepidoptera, Nymphalidae. Gene Ontology annotation, cellular component: nucleoplasm. The record is from RefSeq and is a predicted model, not a curated record. Gene Ontology annotation, biological process: regulation of gene expression.
AUCAUACGCCCUUUUUCAUUCUUCUGCAUUUGGCAUUCGGCGUUGAAGGUCGUGUUCAGACCUUAGGUUAUAGUUUAUUGUUACACUUAAGUCUAUAUUUAGUAAUAAUGGCCAAUAACGAUAAUUUUGCACAAGAUGUUACCGAUAAUCAAGUAAAUGGAAAUGGGGAGAACGGUGGUGGUGAUGGACAGGAACAUAAUAGUGCGGACGCCCCGGGACGCGAUGACGACAGAAAACUUUUUGUUGGGGGCCUGAGCUGGGAAACCACAGACAAGGAAUUACGUGAUCACUUCAGUGCAUAUGGUGAAAUCGAAAGUAUCAAUGUCAAGACAGAUCCGAACACCGGCAGGUCGCGUGGCUUUGCCUUCAUCGUUUUCAAGGCUCCAGAUUCCAUAGAUAAGGUCAUGGCAGCUGGGGACCACACCAUCAACAACAAAAAAGUAGACCCAAAAAAAGCUAAAGCCAGACAUGGAAAAAUAUUUGUGGGUGGGCUCAGCAGUGAAAUCUCAGAUGAUGAAAUCAAGAAUUUCUUCAGUAAUUUUGGAACAGUCAUAGACAUUGAGAUGCCGUUUGACAAAACCAAGAAUCAAAGGAAAGGCUUCUGUUUCAUCACAUUUGAGUCUGAACAGGUUGUCAAUGAACUGCUGAAGACACCCAAGCAGACAAUCGGUGGCAAGGAGGUUGAUGUAAAGAGGGCGACGCCCAAGCCGGACGGCCCCGGGGGUAUGGGUACCCGAGGGGGCCGCGGGGGGCGGGGUGCGCGCGGAGGUCGCGGGGGCCGCGGGGGUUAUGGCGGGCAGGGCACGUGGGGCAACCAGGGCUACGGUGGCUACGGCUACGGUCAGGGAGGAUACGGCGGCGGGUACGACGGCUACGGCUACGGCGGAUACGGAUUUGACGGCUACGGGGGAUACGGCGGAUACGAUUACUCCGGCUACCCCAAUUACGACUACGGCGGGUACGGAGGGUACGAGGGCGGUUACGGCGCACGCGCGGCUCCACGCGGGAAAGUCUCUGAUGAUGUUGCAGCUGGCUACCAAGGUGGUAAGCAGCGCGGCGGGGGCGGCGGCGGUGGUCGCGCCAAUCAAAGGCACCAGCCCUAUUAAUUACAAAACAGUACCUGCCGAAAGUCAUCUCAGUCCAAUAGUAAGGUUAAGUGAUCGGUCAUGCGCGUCCCCCGCGCCCGCGCAGCGCUUCGCGAGCGCCGCGCCGGGGACGCGUCAUUCCAUUCCACAUAAUUAAUUUAAGAAAUCUUUUUAAGAAAAUUUUUAAGGAUAAAAAUAAAAUAGUACGUCAUGUGACUGGGCCGCCGGAGCGGCCGUGCAUUAAAUUAAAAUAAUAUAGUAUGGAUUUAGAUUAACUUGAGUAUUAUUGCUGAUUAGAUUCAAUUUUGACAUUCUUAGUAUCGAAAUCUUACCUCUCAAAGUGAUUGUUAGAGAAAUAAUUAUACAGAGCUUAAAGUUAAGAGUAAAUAGCCGUGUCCGUGUCCCCGUCGGCGUUCGAGGAGCCCCUGUGUGUUUGCGUGUGUGCGAUGUCAGUGUGCGUGUCGCCCUCCACUCUGCGUUGAUUAUUCUGGAUCUCAUUGCAGAAAAUGUUGUAGAUUUGUAAUUUUUAAUUUUGGUAAUCAAACAAGGAAAUCAGAAUCAUGUAUUUUUUACAAACUAGUUGUUUCUUCCACUGAGUAGGGAUGAAAUUAGAUUAAGUACUCGGACAUGAACAAACUUCUUGAGAUAUACGAGUUAUGUAUGUCGAAAUAAACAAAUAUGUAAAUAAAAUGUUGACUUUUU